CCUCCUCUCGACUCGACGCAUUUGCACUCUGGGAACAGUCGUUAGAAACGCUUGAAGGAAAGGAGUGCCACACGGCGACACGGGACUUAUUUUAUUUAAAGGUUGAGCAACAUAAUCCGUCGUUAUCGCGCGCUGGAUGCUCGCUCGGAGACAAAGGGGAACCCCAGUGGACUGGCUCAGAGCAGGAAUAAGAGGAUUUAGAGACUCGUGGUCAGAUCCGCGUCACCGCUUUUUCUUUUUCGCGUAAAAACUGCAACGGGGAAAUAGAAACACAACUUCGGACACAUCUUUAUUUUUACAACUUUCUGCAUCUUGGUGGAAUCAUCAGGUGUCUCGGAUCUCAAGCCUUUAAUUCAUUCUUACCAUAUAUAGCCUGUGUAGACGCGGCUGGAGCAGAUAGAAUUUGUGCCGCGUUGCCAAAGUUUAUAAUUAAAUGCUCGCAUCAUUUUGAGACCCGCUCUUUCUCUCUGUACCGACACGUCUGCUUUGCAGGUUUGUUUAUCGGAUCAGUGGAUGUUAUAGAAGGGAACGGGGCUCUUCUUGUGAUUCGUCGCCAACAGGAGCCAUUUUUAAGUCUUUGAGUCACUUGGACACGAGCUGCUCAGACUUCUUUCCUCUUUUUCCCCACCGAAUCCCUGACUUCCUUUUUGUGCGUCUCGCUCCGGGCUCACGGUUGAUCGCCAUGGCUCGCUGUUUCCUCAACGUGUGCGUGCUGCUGCUGCUCGGAUGGCGGGCAGCUGAAGCCGAGCAGGUCGGGGAGAGGCCACCGCCGGCGGUCACCCUCCGCACCCUGCUCGCGGGGACCUGCCAGGAGAUCCACGGCUACGCGGAGUCGCUGCUGGGAACCGGCGUGGUGCGCUCAGCCGCUGAGAGUGCAGGGUUGUUUCUUGAGUCAAUGCUUGGUCAGGAGCGCGUCUAUACAUUGGCCAUGUUUUUCGAGAUGGUGCUCCGAGUCGUGGCGGAGGGAGCUGCCAGCGGCCUGAACGUCAUCGCUGUCUACUUCACGGAGAUCCUCAGGGUCACAGGAUUCGAGGCUGCACUGCCCCGAGUUACCCCAGAGGGCGUGGCCGCCUUCGCUCAGUGGGGUCUCCUGGCUCUCAUUGGCUACUGGGUGCUGACCAUCGUCCUCCGUCUGCUCAUCGCCGUGUUGAGGCGCGUGUUCUGGGUGGUGAGAACCGUCUUGGCUCUCUGGCUAUUCGGACUGAUGGUGACCGACAAGACAGCCACCACGGAGGCCACGGCGGUCCGACUGGCCGGCCUGGUGCUGGUGUGCGCCCUGUUGACUCUGCUCUCUUCUGCGUCUGAGAAGUCGUGCGCAGUGGAGCAGCGGCUGAGCGUCCUGGAGAGCCGGCUGAGGGCGGUAGAGAAGAGGAAAGGGGACUAGCGAUGGGAAAGAGGGUGCAGCAGAGUAAAGAUGAGCAAAGGUGAUGGUGAUGUGGAGAAUGGUAGCUUUGAUGGUUUCUAUGUGUGUGUCAAAUUAUGGCAAAUAAAGUAAUCUCUGGGAUUUUUAAUCAGGAA
Messenger RNA from Platichthys flesus (European flounder), 1518 nucleotides. RefSeq names its product voltage-gated monoatomic cation channel TMEM109. Gene Ontology annotation, biological process: cellular response to gamma radiation; intrinsic apoptotic signaling pathway in response to DNA damage by p53 class mediator. Lineage: Eukaryota; Metazoa; Chordata; Actinopteri; Pleuronectiformes; Pleuronectidae. Bases 683 to 1384 code for a protein of 233 amino acids. The record is from RefSeq and is a predicted model, not a curated record. The transcript is spliced from 4 exons.